Salvelinus namaycush (lake trout) is the source of this 1425-nucleotide messenger RNA. Its product is annotated as tubulin alpha chain-like. Lineage: Eukaryota; Metazoa; Chordata; Actinopteri; Salmoniformes; Salmonidae. Gene Ontology annotation, biological process: microtubule cytoskeleton organization; mitotic cell cycle. Gene Ontology annotation, molecular function: structural constituent of cytoskeleton; GTP binding. The transcript has 3 exons. Gene Ontology annotation, cellular component: cytoplasm; microtubule. The record is from RefSeq and is a predicted model, not a curated record. Bases 79 to 1425 code for a protein of 448 amino acids.
UUCAGACACAAAUAGAGAUCUCUCUGCGUAGGCUAUUUCUUUGUAUUUUCCCUUAUUGUUCGAUCCUCCUCAGAAAAAAUGCGUGAGUGUAUCUCUGUCCAUGUAGGUCAGGCUGGAGUCCAGAUUGGCAAUGCCUGCUGGGAGCUCUACUGCCUGGAGCAUGGGAUCCAGCCGGACGGACAGAUGCCCAGCGACAAAACCAUCGGCGGAGGAGAUGACUCCUUCAAUACCUUUUUCAGUGAGACUGGGGCUGGAAAGCAUGUCCCCAGGGCUGUGUUUGUGGACCUGCAACCCACAGUUAUUGGUAAGAUUUCUGUUUCUCAUUUAAUUGAAAUAAGGGUAUGUCAAACUGGCAAAGAAGACGCUGCCAACAACUACGCUCGUGGACACUACACUAUUGGCAAAGAGAUCAUCGACCUGGUGCUGGACAGGAUCCGCAAACUGGCUGACCAGUGCACAGGCCUUCAGGGCUUCCUAGUUUUCCACAGCUUUGGAGGUGGCACCGGCUCUGGUUUCACCUCCCUGCUGAUGGAGCGCCUGUCUGUUGACUACGGCAAGAAGUCCAAGCUGGAGUUCUCCAUCUACCCAGCUCCCCAGGUGUCCACAGCUGUGGUGGAGCCCUACAACUCCAUCCUGACCACCCACACCACCCUAGAGCACUCUGACUGUGCCUUCAUGGUGGAUAAUGAGGCUAUCUAUGACAUCUGCCGUAGGAACCUCGACAUUGAGCGUCCUACCUACACCAACCUCAACAGGCUCAUUAGCCAGAUCGUUUCCUCCAUCACUGCUUCCCUUCGAUUUGAUGGUGCCCUCAAUGUUGAUCUGACAGAGUUCCAGACCAACUUGGUGCCCUACCCCCGUAUCCAUUUCCCUCUGGCCACCUACGCCCCAGUUACUUCUGCAGAGAAGGCUUACCAUGAGCAGCUCUCUGUCUCUGAGAUCACCAACGCCUGCUUUGAGCCGGCCAACCAGAUGGUGAAAUGUGACCCUCGCCACGGCAAGUACAUGUCUUGCUGCCUUCUGUUCCGUGGUGACGUGGUACCCAAAGAUGUCAAUGCUGCCAUUGCCACCAUCAAGACCAAACGUUCCAUUCAGUUUGUUGACUGGUGUCCAACUGGUUUCAAGAUUGGCAUCAACUAUCAGCCUCCCACUGUAGUCCCUGGUGGAGACCUGGCCAAAGUCCAGAGGGCUGUGUGCAUGCUGAGCAACACCACUGCUGUGGCAGAGGCCUGGGCUCGGCUUGACCACAAGUUUGACCUGAUGUACGCCAAACGUGCCUUUGUGCACUGGUAUGUGGGUGAGGGCAUGGAGGAGGGAGAGUUCUCUGAGGCCAGAGAGGACAUGGCUGCCCUGGAGAAGGAUUAUGAAGAGGUAGGGGUUGACUCCAUUGAGGGUGAGGGAGAGGAGGAGGGAGAAGAGUAUUGA